AUGAAUCGGCUUACGGCUCUUCGUUUCUAUUCGAGGAAAACACAAAAAAAAGUUUAUAAUACUAUUGGUCCUUCGCGGGGUUCACAGGUGGGAGAAAUACAUCGUAGAUUAGCCGAAUUAUCUCGAGAAGAGCCAGAGAGACCCAGCAAUUACAAUGUUGAGUCUAUGAUCGGAGAGAAAUUGUUAAGACAAGAUAGUAACUUUUACAAAGUAGAGGAAAAGAGAGCAGAUGAAGGAAAACUCUAUGAAUCAAAGGAAACUCCAAAGAGCAAACAAGUUUCGUAUCCAUUGAAGGGAAUACAAGUAGAAACUACAAACACACAACCAAUCGAAGAGAAAGAAGAACGGUCUUCCUCACAGUUCGAGAGAGGAUUCUUCAUUGAUUCAGGCAAGUAUGUCGAUGAAUACACUGCUGGUAACGCUGAAGAUAUAGCCGAUGAUGAGCUUGUCAUGUCCACUCGAUCUGUUUAUGGGCCAACAGAUGCUGUUGAGCACAUCGAUUUUCAGCUCCCCCAUCAAAACUUGAAUGAGAAGGAUGAGUUAUCAGCAUUCGCUGAUGAACCUCUGGAUAUCGCCGACCAUUUCGGAACUGCUGAUCCUGAGAGAGCAGCUUCAGAAAAGCCUUGUUCAGGUUGUGGAUCUCAUAUACACUGCAAGGACAGUUCGCUUCCAGGCUUCCUGCCUGUUGAAGUUUUCGACAAAGUUAUAACGAAAAAGAAAAUGUUGGAUAGUCUGUUAUGUCGACGUUGUUAUCUGUUGAAGCAUCAUAACUUCCUUUUGAAUGUUAAUGUUUGUCCAGUGGAUUACGAAUCCAUGAUGUCACAUCUCAAACUGAAAGAUGAGUCUCUAAUUCUUCUGGUGGUUGACGUAACUGAUCUCCCUGGAAGUAUUCAUGCACAUCUACCCAACAUAAUUGGAACACGUAAACCUAUGAUAGUCAUCGGAAACAAAGUUGACCUGCUUCCGCCUGAUGCUCAAUGUGGUUAUUUCAAAAACUUCCGAACAAUUGUUCAAGAAGCAGUGGAAGAGGCAGGUUUCAGAGACAAGUUCAACAUCCUGCACACUGCUCUAGUCAGUGCAAAAACAGGAUAUGGUGUCGAGGAUUUGAUUACUGAAAUUCAAUUGAAGUAUACAACUGUCAAGAUGGGCAUGAGGAGCGAUUUGUAUCUUGUUGGUUGUACGAAUGCUGGAAAAUCGACAUUGUUCAAUGCACUUCUCCAGUCAGAUUUAUGUAAAGUUCGUGCUGUUGAUCUCAUUGAGAGAGCUACCACCUCACUCUGGCCCGGGACCACCAUAUCUUUGCUCAAAUUUCCCGUGAUGAAACUUUCUUCGUACCGAAUGGAGUUAAGGAGAAGACGUUUACUCAAACAGAAAGCUUGGGAACAAAAGGAAAUGUAUUCGAGGAAGCUUCUGCUACAGGAGACUGGUGAUGAUAAGUACGCAGUUCCUAUUGGAGUUAUUCAGAAUACUUACAAGGAGCAAGAAGAAGACCUGCAGCCGGUGGCGAUCAAAGAAAUUGCGGGUGAAGAGAAUGCCAGAGAUGCUUCUACAAAAAAAAUUUCCAUCGAUGAUCCUAUUUUCGCUCGAAGUACGUGGUGUUAUGACACUCCUGGGACAGUCACAGACGACCAAGUCACUUCUCUGUUCACUAUAGAUGAGCUAAUCAAAGUUCUUCCACGUAAAAUACUUCUUCCCCGAACUUGUUUGUUGAAUAAGGGGACAACUCUACUAAUUGGCGGAGUUGGACGUGUAGAUUUGAUUGAAACCAAAAAGGAACAAGGUGUUUAUCUGACAGUCUUUGCAAGUGAUGAACUGCCUCUGAACAUCAUCGAGACGGAUAAAGCCGAUGAAUUUCUCGAUAAGUAUUCCAAUACUAAAACACUCGUAGUUCCCUCAGGAUCAGUUGAAAGAAUGAACGAUUGGCCAGGAUUAUCUUCUCAAACAUUCUCCAUUCAAGGCGUGAAGGAAAAGGGAAGUAAAGACGUAGUGCUUUCAUCCAUUGGAUGGGUGAUGGUUACAACUGCUGAUCCAUCCGUGAAACUGAAUGUGUAUACGCCUGGCGGUAAGGGAAUCUCCCUGAGAAAUCCCAUCCUUCCAUAUUCGGCUUCUUUAAGAGGCAAACGGGUCCCGGGCAGCCAAUUUUAUAAGGUUAACCCGAUAGAAUUUCCUGUAAAUACAAGAAGAAUCAAAGCUCAGAAAAACAAGAAAAAGUUCUCGAAGAAGUAG
Auanema sp. JU1783 is the source of this 2226-nucleotide messenger RNA. The record is from the annotation of a GenBank genome assembly. NCBI's taxonomy places the organism in Eukaryota, Metazoa, Nematoda, Chromadorea, Rhabditida, Rhabditidae.